CGACCAACAACCAAUCCCGAAGUGCCUCUGCAUACCCAUCGUCCGGGGUCGAGAGCCUCCUCCAAGACUUCCCGUGCAAUCUUGUUCCUCGCUAACGGGAAAACGAAAAAGCGUCGGAGGAAAAACCGAUUAAACGUUCGCGCGCUCCGGGCCCCGGGUGUGGGGUUGGAAUUUAUCAUGGACCGCUUUAGGAAUGGCUUGCAUAGCUGGUCAGGGCCUGUGGCUCGUUCGCUAAGAAAAGUUCACGAUGGCUCCAGUCAUCGAAAGGCGAUACUACGGCGUGACGCUACCAAGCGAUUUGACUUGCAGCCUCGCGCCGAAACUGACCAAUCCAAAGGUAGUGGCGGAGGUGUCAUGGAUGACCAAGGCCUUUGUCAGGACUUUGAUAUAGAGAUUAACGAUAUGCGUUGUGAACGAUGUUGGUACUCCGGACCCUUUCUUGAGGUGUACACCCAUGUUUCUGCACGGCGAGUCUCUGCAUUUGGGAAGGAGGCGAUUUUGGCCCGUAUUCCAUGGAAAUUCUCACGCAAAUUUUCUUCUGUCGAGGGACUGAAAUCAAUAUGCACCCUAACUGUAAGUGGGAACAUAUAAGAGACGAACGAAGUAUAAGUAGAAGCCGCAGGUCCAACAAUAUGAGCACCACGGCUUCACUGAACUUCUGCCUUCUUCUUCAUCGAUCGGCUUCAAGAUUAUUCUUCAUACAAGACUCUACAAACGCCUUCAAUCAAGAUGAAGUUCCUUUCCAGCAUUGCCUUCUUGGCUUCUUCCCUCGUCGCCGCUGUCCGUAGUGAUGCCGUUCCAUGGGAGCGCAUUGACAAGAACAACUCCAUGCUCCUCAUCCUUGACCUCCAAGUUGGUCUCUACCAGCUCGGCCGUGACUGGGACGCAACCCUUUACCGCGACAACAUGCUCGCACACGCCGAGUUGGGCAAACUGUUCGACAUUCCCGUCGUCAUGACUACGUCUGCGCAACAGGGACCCAACGGCCCUCUACCCAAGGAGAUGUUGGAAAUGUACCCAGACGCCCCCCUCAUCCAGCGUCAGGGAGAAGUCAAUGCCUGGGACAACGCUGAGUUCCGUGAAGCCGUUAAAGCUACGGGCAAGAAGCAAAUCAUUGUCGCUGGAAUCGUCACCGACGUCUGCACUGCUUUCCUCGCUCUCUCUCUUCGUGCAGAGGGAUACUCUGUCUUCGCAAACAUCGAAGCAAGCGGAACUACCACCGCUCUCAUUCGUGACACCGCAAACUCCCGCAUGCAGCAAGCCGGCGUCCAACUCGUUUCCCUCUUCAGCAUCGUCUGCGACCUUAUGCGCGAUUGGCGCAACACCCCCGGCGCUAAGGAAGUCCUGCCUUACCUUGACCGCUACAUGCCCGUCUAUGGAUACCUCGCUAGGGGCCAUGCUGCCGCUAUCGAAAACGGCACUGUCAUUCCUGGUGAGGCGGAGCUGAUCUAG
Periconia digitata is the source of this 1452-nucleotide messenger RNA. Lineage: Eukaryota; Fungi; Ascomycota; Dothideomycetes; Pleosporales; Periconiaceae. The record is from the annotation of a GenBank genome assembly.